Molecule: messenger RNA, 5376 nt
Organism: Galeopterus variegatus (Sunda flying lemur)
Lineage: Eukaryota; Metazoa; Chordata; Mammalia; Dermoptera; Cynocephalidae
Gene: FRY
Product: furry homolog (Drosophila)
Exons: 27
Coding region: 71-4303 (1410 amino acids)
Biological process (GO): cell morphogenesis; neuron projection development
Cellular component (GO): cell cortex; site of polarized growth
Source: RefSeq, a predicted model, not a curated record
UGAUCCAAUUUCUCCCUACACGGGCUGGUUGCUGACUAUUACAGAGACCAAACAGCCACAGCCCUUACCGAUGCCUUGUACUGGAGGAUGCUGGGCCCCCCUGGUUGACUACCUCCCCGAGACAAUCACUCCCCGGGGGCCGCUCCAUAGGUGCAACAUUGCUGUAAUUUUUAUGACGGAGAUGGUGGUGGAUCACAGUGUAAGAGAAGACUGGGCUCUUCAUCUACCGUUAUUACUUCAUGCCGUCUUCUUAGGUUUGGACCAUUACCGACCUGAAGUCUUUGAACACAGCAAAAAGUUGCUGCUCCACCUCUUGAUCGCCCUCUCUUGCAACAGUGAUUUUCAUGCCAUUGCUUCCGUACUCCUGCAGACUCGAGAGAUGGGUGAAGCUAAGACGCUCACCGUUCAGCCAGCUUACCAGCCUGAAUAUCUCUAUACAGGUGGCUUUGACUUCCUGAGAGAGGACCAGUCAUCCCCGGUGCCAGACUCGGGGCUGAGCUCCAGUUCCACCUCCUCCAGCAUCAGCCUGGGAGGCAGCAGUGGGAACCUCCCGCAGAUGACCCAAGAGGUAGACGACGUGGACGCAGCUGCAGAGGCAGAUGAAAAGGCAAACAAGCUCAUUGAGUUUCUGACGACCAGGGCAUUUGGUCCACUUUGGUGCCAUGAAGACAUCACACCCAAAAAUCAAAAUUCAAAGAGUGCUGAACAGCUCACUAAUUUUCUACGUCACAUUGUGUCCGUAUUUAAAGAUUCCAAAUCAGGUUUCCACCUGGAGCAACACUUGAGUGAAGUGGCAUUACAGACAGCACUCGCAAGUUCUUCCAGGCACUAUGCCGGUCGGUCCUUCCAGAUAUUCCGGGCCCUCAAGCAACCUUUGUCAGCCCACGCCUUAUCUGACCUUCUCUCUAGGUUGGUGGAGGUGAUCGGAGAACACGGAGAUGAGAUUCAGGGUUAUGUAAUGGAAGCGCUCCUUACCUUGGAAGCUGCUGUGGAUAACUUGUCCGACUGCUUGAAGAACAGUGAUCUUUUAACUGUAUUAUCUCGCUCUUCAUCACCAGAUCUAAGUUCCAGCACUAAACUAACAGCAAGCAGAAAGAGCACAGGACAACUAAAUGUGAACCCUGGAACUGCCAGUGGCAGCACCACGACUGCAGAACGAAGCCGGCAUCAGAGAAGCUUCUCUGUGCCCAAGAAAUUUGGUGUUGUCGACCGAUCCUUUGACCCACCUCGAAGUGCCACACUGGACAGAAUUCAGGCUUGUACCCAGCAAGGCCUCUCCUCAAAAACCAGAAGCUCAUCUUCUUUGAAAGAGAGUCUCACAGACCCGUCCCAUAUAAGCCACCCAACCAACCUGUUGGCCACCAUCUUCUGGGUCACAGUGGCCUUGAUGGAGUCUGAUUUUGAGUUUGAAUACUUAAUGGCCUUGAGGCUGUUGAAUAGACUGCUGGCACAUAUGCCACUUGAUAAAGCUGAGAACCGAGAAAAACUUGAGAAACUCCAGGCACAGCUCAAGUGGGCCGACUUCUCAGGGCUGCAGCAGCUGCUGCUGAAAGGAUUCACAUCCCUCACCACCACAGACCUUACCCUGCAACUUUUCAGUUUGCUGACACCAGUCUCCAAAAUACCCAUGGUGGACUCAUCCCAGGCUAUAGGGUUUCCAUUGAAUGUCUUGUGCCUCCUGCCCCAGCUGAUUCAGCAUUUUGAAAAUCCCAAUCAGUUCUGUAAGGACAUAGCCGAAAGGAUUGCUCAGGUUUGUUUGGAAGAGAAGAACCCUAAACUUUCCAAUCUUGCCCAUGUUAUGACUCUUUAUAAAACACACAGCUACACGAGGGACUGUGCCACGUGGGUCAAUGUGGUCUGUCGCUAUCUUCAUGAAGCAUAUGCUGAUGUUACCUUGAACAUGGUGACCUACCUUGCAGAGUUGCUGGAGAAGGGCCUCCCUAGUAUGCAGCAGCCCCUCCUCCAGGUGAUCUACAGUCUGCUCAGCUACAUGGACCUUUCUGUCGUUCCUGUCAAGCAGUUUAAUGCGGAAGUUCUGAAGACCAUUGAAAAAUAUGUGCAAAGUGUCCACUGGAGAGAAGCUCUGAGUAUCUUGAAGCUGGUAGUGUCACGAUCUGCCAGCCUCGUUCUGCCUUCCUACCAGCACAGUGACCUCUCCAAGGUGGAAAUACAUCGUGUGUGGACCAGUGCAUCCAAGGAAUUGCCUGGGAAGACCCUGGACUUUCACUUUGAUAUUUCAGAGACACCAAUCAUCGGGAGGCGAUAUGAUGAACUGCAGAAUUCCUCUGGGCGUGAUGGGAAGCCCAGGGCCAUGGCCGUCACCCGGAGCACAUCCUCCACUUCAUCAGGCUCCAACUCCAAUGUCCUUGUUCCUGUGAGCUGGAAAAGGCCCCAGUAUUCUCAGAAGAGGACAAAGGAGAAGUUGGUGCAUGUCCUAUCUCUGUGUGGCCAAGAAGUAGGAUUAAGCAAAAACCCAUCAGUGAUUUUUUCAUCGUGUGGGGAUUUGGAUCUGCUUGAACACCAGACAAGCUUGGUGUCUUCAGAGGACGGCGCCCGGGAACAGGAGAACAUGGACGACACCAACAGUGAACAGCAGUUUAGAGUCUUUAGAGACUUCGAUUUCCUAGAUGUGGAGCUGGAGGAUGGAGAGGAACUUCAGGGUGAGAGCAUGGACAAUUUCAACUGGGGAGUGCGCAGGCGUUCUCUGGACAGCCUGGACAAGUGUGAUAUGCAGAUUCUGGAGGAGCACCAACUUUCAGGAAGUACUCCCAGCCUAAAUAAAAUGAACCGUGAGGACUCUGAUGAGUCAUCUGAGGAGGAGGACCUCACAGCCAGCCAGAUCCUGGAGCACUCAGACCUAAUCAUGACCCUCUCCCCCUCUGAGGAGACUAAUCCCAUGGAAUUACUCACCACGGUCUGUGACUCGGCUCCCGCUGACCCUCACUCCUUUCACAGCAGAAUGGCUAGCUUUGACACUUCUUUGCCCGAUAUGAAUAAUCUGCAGAUUACUGAGGGUUCAAAGGCUGAAGCUGUCCAGGAGGAGGAGGACACCACCGUGCAUGAGGAUGAUCUUUCCAGUUCCAUCAAUGAACUCCCAGCAGCUUUUGAAUGCAGUGACAGCUUCAGCCUGGAUAUGACUGAGGCAGAGGAAAAAGGCAAUCGAGCCCUGGACCAGUUUACUCUUGCAAGCUUUGGAGAAGGCGACAGGGGCGUCUCUCCGCCCCCCUCGCCCUUCUUCUCGGCCAUCCUGGCUGCCUUCCAGCCCACGGCCUGUGACGACGCCGAGGAGGCAUGGCGCAGCCACCUCAACCAGCUCAUGUGCGACUCGGAUGGCUCCUGUGCUGUGUACACCUUUCACGUGUUCUCUUCUUUGUUCAAGAAUAUUCAGAAAAGGUUCUGCUUCCUAACCUGUGAUGCAGCCAGUUACCUUGGAGAUAACCUCCGGGGAAUCGGAUCCAAAUUCGUCAGCUCUUCCCAGAUGCUCACCUCCUGCUCUGAAUGCCCUACACUUUUCGUGGAUGCUGAGACUCUCCUCUCUUGUGGACUUCUGGACAAGCUCAAGUUCAGCGUUUUAGAACUGCAGGAAUAUUUGGAUACCUACAACAACAGAAAAGAGGCCACUCUCUCAUGGCUGGCAAACUGUAAGGCAACAUUUGCAGGAGGAUCAAGAGAUGGAGUAAUUACCUGCCAACCAGGGGACUCAGAAGAAAAGCAAAUGGAAUCUCUUGCACAAUUGGAACUGUGUCAGAGAUUAUAUAAGCUACACUUCCAGCUGCUAUUGCUUUUUCAGUCCUACUGUAAGCUCAUCGGCCAGGUGCAUGAAGUUAGCUCCAUGCCAGAGCUGCUAAAUAUGUCCAGAGAACUGAGCGACCUCAAGAAAAACCUGAAGGAGGCCACUGCAGCCAUUGCAGCCGACCCUCUUUACAUAGAGGGAGCGUGGGCCGAGCCGACCUUCACAUCUACCGAAGCAGCCAUCCAGUCCAUGCUGGAGUGCCUGAAGAACAACGAACUCAGCAAAGCACUACGGCAAAUCAGGGAAUGCAGAAGUCUGUGGCCCAAUGACAUCUUUGGAAGCAGUUCUGAUGAUGAGGUCCAGACACUACUGAAUAUUUAUUUCCGUCACCAAACUCUGGGACAGACAGGUACUUAUGCACUGGUGGGAUCUAACCAGAGCCUAACUGAAAUCUGCACCAAGCUGAUGGAGCUGAACAUGGAGAUCCGGGACAUGAUUCGCAGGGCUCAGAGUUACCGAGUCCUCACGGCUUUUCUUCCAGACUCCAGUGUUUCUGGCACUAGUCUCUGACAGGAGCCCCCCAUGCCCCCUCGGUUCCAAGCUGGCAGUGCUGCCAUGCUGGGGCAAUGUCAUUCAGUGUCUUCUCAGCCUUCAGAAGGCUUGGUCAGACUGUUCUCCCUAUUGUUACCUGCAGGACUUUUUCUAAAGAGGAUGGCAGAACUUCCAACAUGUAGCAAUACUAUAAAAACCAAGAUAGCAUAGAACAUCCUGGGACAGACUCCAUCCGUCAUGCUGUGUAGCACAAAUGUGUUAUUUUACUGAGCAAAUGCAACUCACUACUGAAGUGACUUCCAUUGCAUACCAAAGCCGACUACACUGAAUAGUACCUUCCUUUCUAGAAACAAUUUUAGAUUGGCAAAAGUGCAAUGUUUUUCUUCGCUAAAAAAUUUUUUAUACUCUAAAACUUGUACAUUCUUUCCCUUUUUCCUUUUUUUCCUUUCUUUGGUGAGCUGAGAAAGGGGCAGGCAGAAUGAAGCUGGCCACUGAAAACUGUAAGAUGGUCAAAAGCUGACAGCCUGUGUACGUGAAAAGGGAACUAAAUGAACUACAAUUUAAUAUACACUGUAAUUUGAAUACAAUUACUGAUCUAAAUGAGCUGCUAGGAAGUAACUUUCUUACAUUGCUAGGCUACUGUUUCUGAAGGCCCUAGAUCUCUUUGCACCAAAAAUGGUCCAGAGACUCUUUUUAAGGAUCUUGGCUGCUUUUCAUUAGAAGGUUGCUUUUAUGAGCAUAUUUAUACUGCAGAAGGAUGAGUGUUACUUUUAAUUAACUUCGCCGUUUUGUAGAGAAAAAUUAUUUACAUUAUAAAUUCUAAGUCUUUUCACUUGUCACGCAUGCAUACUUUAUCCAUUUGGAUAGCUGGGAGUAGAAUCAUAAAGGUAAAAUAUGAGUUGUCACUUUGUUUCUUAAUAAGUGUCAUAUUUUAUUUGUAAUAUAUAUGUAAAGGGCCAUUCUUAAGUUCGCUCCUUAAACUUAACACUGUCAAGUGUUAGAUGUGUGCAUGUGAGCCUGUUGCACAUCAGAAACAUAUUCAAAGUUUAUCUAUGUAACUUAUUCACUCUGUAAAUACAUUUAAAGUUUUU